Molecule: messenger RNA, 1149 nt
Organism: Pedinophyceae sp. YPF-701
Lineage: Eukaryota; Viridiplantae; Chlorophyta; Pedinophyceae
Source: the annotation of a GenBank genome assembly
AUGUCCGUCGUACGUGUCUGGGCGCACACGAGCCGCACCGACGUCCCGCUCCAGCUCUCGCCCGGCACCUACAGCCGCGAAGCCCUGGAAGGACUCGACCGUGUGCUGUUCGAGGCCAGCCGAGCGGGCUUGCGCGUCAUACUGUCGCUGGCAGACAACUGGAAGGCCCCCGGGGGUGUUGAGGAGUACCUGGACUGGUCCAGGUCGGUUCCGAAGAGGGACACGACGCUGCCGGAGGACGACGAGGGCAACGUGGACCUGAAGAAGCUCGAUGGAGCGACGCGGGUGAUGCCCUCGCGCACGAAGCUUGCGCGCCGUCACGCGCUGUUCUUCGCGGACGCGGAGUGCCGCGACAACUUCCGGGGCCACAUCGCGGCGAUCCUUGGGCGGCGCAACUCCCUCACCGGAGCGCGAUACGCCGACGAGGUCAUGGCGGUGUCGCUGCUGAACGAGCCCCGCUGCGAGACCUGGGCGGAGCCGCGCUGCAACCGAUGGGUUCACGACUGGAUCGCGGAGAUGGCCGCCGCUGUCCACGACGUCGCGCCGGGCGUCCUCGUGUCAGUUGGCGGGGAGGGGUUCUUCGGGCCGUGGGACGACCAGGAGCUGCAGGACGCCAACCCCGGGACGUGGGCGGCGCAGACGGGGCAGAACUUCGUCGCGAACGCGCAGGAGACCGGCGUGGACUUCCUGGAGAUGCACCUGUGGCCGUCCAACUGGGAGGCCCCGAUGCCUCAGUCCUUCGCGGCGGACUGGAUCGACGCGCACGUGGGCGCCGCGCGGGAGCUGCAGCUGCCGAUCGUCCUGACGGAGUUCGGCGGCCACAAGGACGGCGGCGCGCGCGCGAAUGAGGCGCGGGAAGAAACGGCACGGGUCUUCUCGCGCGUGUACGACCUGGUGGAAGAGCACAUGGCUGGCGGGGACGGGGCGCCCGGGGUGCUCGCUGGCACGCUGUUCUGGCGCUUUGAGACCGAAGCGCUCCAGGACCGCGAGGUCGGGCCGUACGACACAACGGCGGAGCAUCCUGCGUUCGCGGUGGCGGUGGAGCACGCUGCGAGGGUGCGCGGUGUGCGCGGGCGGCUGCGGGAAGGAGAGCCGUCGGGGGAGCGAGCGUGCUGGGUGCCGGAAGCGUGGGUGCGAGAGGGCGCCUGA